GCCCGCAUGGGGCUGGAGGCGGCGCGAGGAGGGCGGCGGCGACAGCCAGGGCAGCAGCGACCUGGUCCCGGCGCUGGAGGCCCGGCGGGGCGGCCGGAGGGAGACGGAUCUCUGGCCCAGACCGAGGGGUCCAGGCUCCACACUGAGCCCGAGAGGGGCGGCCUCUGGCCUGAGCCAGGGACAGAGACUCUCCAGACAGAAUCCUGGCCAGAAGGACAGGCUGGGCCUGAAGCAGCUGGCCUCGGAGCAGAUUUGGCGUCGCCCGCCCAAAAGACUGAGCCGGACGGGUCCAACCUCCGGACACAUCAGGAAAGGAGCAGCCGCCGGACGGAGCUGGAGACAACCGGUCCCUGGACAGAGACUAGGACAGAUGGCAUUUUGACUGAUCCAUACAGGUUCGACCUCCCGUCCCAGCCACAGGGGGCCAGCCUCUGGACACAGCCAGGGGAUGAUGGGCUCUGGACAAAGCUAGAAACACACGGGUUGCAGACUCAGCCAGAGAGGGCCAAGCUCUGCACUGAUAACCAGAGGAAGUCUAACCUCUGGACUCACCCAGGGGGAGCCCGUCUUUCAAUAGAGUCAAGUGCUGAUGGCUCUCUGAAAGAAUUCACUGAUGGCUUCAGGACACAAGAUACCGAAAGUCCUUGGAUAGAGCCACACCCGGAUGGCUCCCAGAUACCACAGAAUACUGAAACAGCGCGGCGACAGCCAGGUGCUGCUGGCUUCCCCACACGAGAGGCCCAUGGUUCCUGGGCACAGCCUGGGACUGGUGGUCCCCAGACAGCACCUGGGACAGACUGCCUUUUGGGGGAGCCCAACCAAGAUGGCCCAUUAGAAGAACCAGAACCUGGGGAGUUGACGACUCAUCUGUAUUCUCACCUGGAGGGUAGUCCCCUGUGUUCUGUGCCCCGCCUCAUCAUCACCCCUGAGACCCCUGAGCCUGAGGCCCAGCCACUGGGACCCUCUUCCCUUGUUGAGGCUGGCAGUGGCGGCUUCUCCUCUGCCUCCUCUUUCGACGAGUCUGAGGACGAUGUGGUGGCUGGGGGCGGAGGCGCCAGCGAUCCCGAGGACAGGUCUGGGAGCAAACCGUGGAAGAAGCUGAAGACGGUGCUGAAGUAUUCACCCUUUGUCGUCUCCUUCCGUAAACACUACCCUUGGGUCCAGCUUUCCGGACAUGCGGGGAACUUCCAGGCAGGAGAGGAUGGUCGGAUUCUGAAACGUUUCUGUCAGUGUGAGCAGCGCAGCCUGGAGGAGCUGAUGAGAGACCCCCUACGGCCUUUCGUGCCAGCCUACUAUGGCAUGGUGCAGCAGGAUGGCCAGGCCUUCAACCAGAUGGAAGAUCUCCUGGCAGACUUCGAGGGCCCCUCCAUCAUGGACUGCAAGAUGGGCAGCAGGACGUACCUAGAAGAGGAACUGGUGAAGGCACGAGAACGGCCCCGGCCCCGGAAGGACAUGUAUGAAAAGAUGGUGGCUGUGGAUCCUGGGGCCCCCACCCCUGAGGAGCAUGCUCAGGGUGCAGUCACCAAGCCCCGCUACAUGCAGUGGAGGGAGACUGUGACCUCAACCUCCACCCUGGGCUUCCGGAUUGAAGGUGUGAAGAAAGCUGAUGGGACCUGCAACACCAACUUCAAGAAGACACAGGCAAUGGAGCAGGUGACAAAGGUGUUAGAGGACUUUGUGGACAAGGACCGUGGAAUCUUAGGCAAGUACGUGGCACGCCUAGAAGAACUUCGUGAGGCCCUGGAGAGCUCCCCCUUCUUCAAGACCCAUGAGGUGGUGGGCAGCUCCCUCCUCUUUGUGCAUGACCACACUGGCCUGGCCAAGGUCUGGAUGAUCGACUUCGGCAAGACAGUGGCCCUGCCUGACCACCAAACACUCAGCCAUAGGCUGCCCUGGGCAGAGGGCAACCGUGAGGAUGGCUACCUUUGGGGCCUGGACAACAUGAUCUGCCUCCUUCAGGGACUGGCCCGGAGCUGACCCCCUGCCGGGUUACAUGUGGGAUAGUGCCAGUCUGGCUGGAGGGGCCCCAAGGUGCUCUGUGGGCCUAAGGUUGGCUAUGGGGGAGCUGCUUGUGAUGUACACCACCAGAGACCAGUGUGGGAGGUCUGAAGGGCCUGGAGAGCAGGUGGCACCUUGCCUCCUGGUAUGGUGGCUGGAAGGACCAGAGGGAGCAGGAAAAGGCAGUCAUAUGGUACGUCAGUGGAACCAGAACUGGGUGUCCUGAUCAGCCAGGAACGUUUCCGAGGGGCUUCUGGAGGCCACAACUGAACUAUGCUACCAUGAGAAUUCAACUUGGAUGUCACAUGGUAUAGUCAUGACACAGCACCAUGGCUGUAUGAGUGCCUUGGACUUUGGCACCUGGUCAGUCCCCUCCUGCUCUGUGCCAGUUCCGAGACCAGAGACUGGGCCAAGUCCACGUUCAGUGUCCUGGAAGGCCAGGUUAUCAUUUAUGAGCAAAUGCUGGAGCUGCUCAUCCCCGAGAGCAACCUCUCAACUUCCUCUGGAGGCUGUUCAGGUGCUAAGUGGCAGAGGCCCUGAGGAGGGUGUGACACCAAGACCAGCUUGCUGCACCACCCAAGGGCUGGUGGCACUGUGUGUCCUGGCCCAGUGGGAUCCUCCCUGUUUCUCAGAGGAUUAUGCCAACCUGAACCACAGCCCAGCCAGUAUCGCUGUUACCCUAUCCCUGUGGCCAGUACCACAUCUUUUCUUGGUGUACCAGACCCAGCAUCAGGAAAUGCUCCUCCUGCCCUGGGCCCUCUUGUCUCCUUCUUAGCAAACUGCAGCAGCAGGAAAGAGUUUAAGAGGCAGGGCAAUCAGAGCUUCCUUCCUCAGGAGGAGAUGGAGAACCCAUCCAUCCAAUCGAUCCUGGGGCCCUGGAGUGAAAAAUGCCAAGCCUGAGCCACAGGGAUGGGAGAGGGGAGGUUGCUGCCGGCUGUGAUGCCAGGCUUGCAACCUGUUUGAAACCAAAGACUAGACCCACGAAGUGGGGUUAUUGCUCCCCACUCCCACUGUCUACUCCUUCAGCACCGGUAGCUUUGGCUUCCUGGCCCAGGAGCAUGGGCCUGGGGAGGGCAGCAUCUGCCUCUCCCUAAGCUGAAAUUUUAACAGUCUUCUAGGGCUGAGCUGUGCUCCUUUCUACUGACCAUCUUUGUAUUAUUUAUACAGACAGGUAGUUAGAUAGGGCAGUGCUGGGAAGGAGGCAAAAUGGCUUUGCUGUGUCUCCCACCCACAGUGACAUCCCAAUAAACAGGACGGUCAACAUU
Molecule: messenger RNA, 3263 nt
Organism: Tupaia belangeri chinensis (Chinese tree shrew)
Lineage: Eukaryota; Metazoa; Chordata; Mammalia; Scandentia; Tupaiidae
Gene: ITPKC
Product: inositol-trisphosphate 3-kinase C
Biological process (GO): phosphatidylinositol phosphate biosynthetic process; inositol phosphate biosynthetic process
Cellular component (GO): nucleus; cytoplasm
Molecular function (GO): inositol hexakisphosphate kinase activity
Source: RefSeq, a predicted model, not a curated record